Ciona intestinalis (vase tunicate) is the source of this 2580-nucleotide messenger RNA. NCBI's taxonomy places the organism in Eukaryota, Metazoa, Chordata, Ascidiacea, Phlebobranchia, Cionidae. The record is from RefSeq and is a predicted model, not a curated record.
GUUUAGCCUACGUUUUCACAUUGUAUAUAUAGCCCAGAUUAAAAAAACACAAAUCUGUCAUAUUUUUCUGAUCUUUCAAUAUGAGCAAUGAAGAAGAUGUUGGAGUAAGCGAUGACGAUUGUUCUGAUGAUUAUGAAGAUGACGAAGAAGACAUCAAUAAUUAUUACAACAACAACGAGGAUGAUUUUGCCGACAGUGAGGAGGAAGAUGGAGACUCAACUUCGAAUAAUAACGACAUCAAGAAAUUAAUUCAAGAAUUGGAGCAUUUCAGCAGUAAAACUAUGACUGUAAGCGAAACGAAUGAGUUUUUAUGGAAAGAUUGCGACAAAGCAUCAGUGGUGCUUAGUAUUACACCAGCUAUGUCUAGACUUGUGUUACAAGCUUCUAAAUGGAAGCUCGCUGUUAUAAAAACAAGAAUCAACAUUGCUUCUGAAAAGACAGCACUUUUUGAAGAGAGUGGUUUACAAAAUGCCACAAAUUCAAAAUCAAUCGAAAAAGUAAAAUCUUCGCGACCUAAAGUUUGUGGGGUUUGUUUGGAGACUUUACAUCGCAGUAAAUUGCUGGCUUUAAAUUGUGGACAUCAGUUUUGUGAUGGGUGCUGGAAACAACACAUGGUGUUUGCUGUAAAAGAUGGCAUGUCGCAAGGCAUUCCUUGCAUGGAGCCUGAGUGUACCUUACUUUGCCAUCCUGAUUUUGUGAAGCAAUUCUACCCUGUGAACCAAGAUUCUCCCUUAGAAACUGCAUACAAGACCCAUUUGUUCAGGAUAUCAGUAUCCUCACAUUACCAGUUACGUUUUUGUCCUGGGGUCGACUGUACAAGCGUCAUAUAUGGGGAAAAACCUAAACCGAGAAAGGUGCAAUGCCUAACCUGCAAGACUGCCUUUUGUUUUGAAUGCGGGACCCCACCACACAUACCAACAAACUGUGAAACGAUUAAAAAAUGGUUGACAAAAUGCGCCGAUGACUCAGAAACUGCCAACUACAUAAGUGCUAAUACUAAGGAUUGUCCUAAAUGUCACAUUUGCAUUGAAAAAAAUGGCGGAUGCAAUCACAUUAAAUGUUCAAAAUGUUCACACAAUUUUUGUUGGAUGUGCCUAGGAGAUUGGAAAAAUCACGGCAACUCAUACUACGAAUGCAGUCGCUACAAAGAAAAUCCAAGAAUCGCUUCCAAAAACUCGCAAACGCAAGCUAGAGAAGCUCUGAAAAAAUAUCUGUUUUAUUUUCAAAGGUGGGAAAACCACGACCGUAGUUUGCACUUAGAAGCUCAGGCAAGAUCCCGAAUACAAACACAGAUAGAGGAGAAGGUUAACAGCAACCAAGGUACUUGGAUAGACUGGCAAUACCUACUAAGAGCUGGAGAACUAUUGGCACAGUGUCGUUAUACUCUACAAUACACAUACCCUUUGGUAUAUUACGCCGAAACUGGCCCCGAAAAGGCGUUAUUUGAAUACCAACAAGCCCAGCUGGAAGUUGAAAUCGAGGGCCUAGCUUGGAAAUUGGAACACGCUGGAGAAUACCAGCGUGGUGACAUUGAAAACCAAAUGGAUGUAGCGGAAAAACGGCGCCAAACUUUACUUGCGAGAUUUGUUACUGUUUAAAGUCAUUUAAUGAUGAAAAAAAAACACUUUUGUCAAAAACAGAUCGUGAAAAAGUUUUGUAUAUUAAGAGGUACAAGCUUUGAUAAGGUUUUGAAAAUCUUUUUGCUGAAUCAGUGUUAAAAUAUUCUGUCUUUUUUGAAUGAAUUGCAAAAUUACUUUUGUGAAACUUAUGUUUCCCGCAUCGCAGUGCAAACUGUUACUACUGUAUUUGUAAACAUUGUAGCUGUAUUUUCGAUCCUAUACAAAAAUAGGUGCCUUUGCAUACUUGUUUUUUAUGGAUAAAACAUGAUUUUCUAAACAAUUGUGGUAAUAGCAUAGGCGCCAAACCUGGGGUGGCAGGGUAGGCAGACUUACCCCAGAAUUUUUACACUGCAAUAAUCAGUAAACAAUACAACUAAAAAAUUAGUUUUUUUUUAUAAAAAUUUGCAUGUCUAACUAUCCCUGCCUCCCCUGCGUUUUAAAAAGUUUGGUGCCUAUAGGUAUUGGACUAUAUAUCUAUGCUUCUCAACCCAUUAGUAACAUUUGAUUUGGUUGAGUCGCCUACAAUAGUGGUCAAAACCUUUUAAUAAUACUAUACUAGUUAAAUCAUUAUAUAACAUUUAGUUUUAAAAAUUGGGUUCAAAUUUUUUUUUAUAUAAAAUUUCGUUUUUAAAAAUAUUUUUUUUUGUUGUUAAAGUUAUAAAGGAUUGAGAAGUAAUGGUAUAUGAUGCUUUAUGUUAUAUGCUACUGUGUCUUGUAGCACAGUAUAGUUGUAUAACAUGCUAUAAAAGUGUUGCAAAGGUAUCUAUAUGCACAGUAGGAUCAUUUUGUGCCUGGUUAUUUUGUGCACAUUAAAUUUAUUGUUAUGCACAACUGUUUUUGUCAUAUUAAAAAUACGAUUUUUCACAAAUUCAAAUCGCUGUCUGUACUGUAGUCUUAUCUUACAAAUAAACCGUGCAAUUUAAUACUGCAGUUGUUAAUAAAUAAGUUCUCAUCGUAAAAA